AGUAAAAAACUUCCGCAUGAACGAGCUUGACAGAUGUGGCGUGGAGUGGCUGAGUUGACUGUGGUGGUGACCGUGGUGGUGACUGUGGUGGGGAAGGUUGCAACUGCAGCCUCCAUUAUCUCCCUGGCACACGAUGAGUGGGAACUUUUCAAGUUGGAAUACCAGAAGCAGUAUAGCAGCUUGGAGGAAGAAGACUACCGCAUGAAGAUCUUUUUCGAUAACAAACACAGAGUGCUGGAGCAUAAUAAACUUUAUGCACAGAACCUCACGUCUUUCAAGCUCGAAGUCAAUCAAUUUGGAGAUAUGCUACGAGAAGAGAUUGUGUCUUUAGCGAGUGGCUUUGACAAGAUGAAAACCAGUAAUGGCAGCCACAGCACUGGCGCUACUUACAUUGCUCCUGACGGUGAUGUGAAGCUUCCCUCCACCGUGGAUUGGCGUAAGAAGGGUGCCGUUACUGGUGUCAAGAGCCAGGGCCAGUGUGCUUCAGGCUGGGCAUUCUCGACUACAGGGUCACUUGAAGGUCAGCACUACCGUCGGUGGGGUCGCCUGCUGAACAUCUCAGAACAGAACCUGAUAGACUGCUGUCAUCUGUGUUAUGGCUGCCAGGGAGGUCGCAUGGACUACGCUUUCACCUACAUCUUGCAGAAUGGGGGGGAGAAGGAGAGUUAUCCCAUAAGACAAUUACAGUUUAUAGAUGACGGAAGAUUAAUUUGUUCUCUUCAAGCAGCAAGCAUUGCAAAUCGGGAUUGUAACAGUAAUACACUGCAAGAGGAAUAUGGCUUCAGCCCUUAG
This is a messenger RNA of Cherax quadricarinatus, 792 nucleotides long. The record is from RefSeq and is a predicted model, not a curated record. Lineage: Eukaryota; Metazoa; Arthropoda; Malacostraca; Decapoda; Parastacidae.